Messenger RNA from Plodia interpunctella (Indianmeal moth), 1887 nucleotides. Its product is annotated as cytochrome P450 9e2-like. The record is from RefSeq and is a predicted model, not a curated record. Lineage: Eukaryota; Metazoa; Arthropoda; Insecta; Lepidoptera; Pyralidae. The transcript is spliced from 11 exons. The coding region runs from base 132 to 1727 and encodes 531 amino acids. Gene Ontology annotation, molecular function: heme binding; monooxygenase activity; oxidoreductase activity, acting on paired donors, with incorporation or reduction of molecular oxygen.
UAUAUAGAUAUAGUAACCCAUUAUCUAUCUAUAAACACAUACGGUAAUAAUUGUUUAAUUCAGUAUAACAACGUGCGCGGGAGUGUGGACGACGCGCGUAUUAUAAAGUAUUUCUUUCGUAAAAAUCAAAUAUGCUUCUCGUAAUCACGUGGACACUGGUCUUCAUCACGGCGUUGACUCUGUUCCUCCGCCAGAAGUAUUCAAGAUACACUCCUUAUGGACUCCAGCACCUCAAACCCUUACCUUUGGUUGGGAAUAUGUUUGGAAUUCUCACCCGAAAGGAACAUUUCACAACGAAUAUGGAAAAAGUAUACAAUGCCUUCCCAAAUGCCAGGGUCGUGGGCAGAUACGACUUCAUAAAGCCACUGUUGUUCAUCAAAGACCUCGAGCUAAUUAAGAAGAUUACGGUUAAGGACUUCGAUAACUUCGUGGACCACCAAGACUUCUUUAAUAGGAAAGAUGACUUCUUUGGUAGAAAUCUGUUUUCGUUGCAAGGUCAAGAAUGGAAAGACAUGAGGUCGACGCUGAGUCCAGCAUUCACCAGCUCCAAGAUGCGGCUCAUGUUACCCUUCAUGGUGGAGGUCGGGGACCAGAUGGUGUUGUGCCUGAAAAGCCAGAUCAGGGAAUCCGGAGUCGGCUACAUAGACGUCGAAGGCAAGGACUUGACAACUCGCUACGCUAAUGACGUCAUCGCCUCCUGCGCCUUUGGGCUCAAGGUGAACUCUCAUGCGGAACAGAACAAUGAGUUCUACGACAAGGGCAGAGAAGCGUCCACGUUCAAUUUCAAGCAGAUCUUGAAGUUCUUUGCGCUCAACUUGUUUCCUAGGCUUAUGACGUUGCUGAGGCAAUCCAUAUUUUCGGAGGAUACAAAGAUGUUCUUCAAAGAUAUCGUGUUGAGCACGAUGAAGAAUAGGGAGGUCAACAAUAUUGUCAGACCUGACAUGAUCCAUUUGCUUAUGGAAGCCAAGAAAGGCAAGUUGGUCCACGAAGACAAGACAGUAGAAGAUGCCAAUGCUGGUUUCGCAACUGUUUCUGAAUCUGCUGUCGGAAAAAAGGACAUCAGUAGAGUCUGGUCAGACAACGAUUUGAUUGCCCAAGCAGUAUUAUUCUUCAUCGCCGGCUUCGAAACAGUUUCUUCUGUGAUGUCCUUCUGUCUCCACGAGCUGACGGCCAACUCUGACAUCCAAGAGAAGCUAGCUCAAGAGAUCAAAGAGAAUGAAAUUAAAAAUGGUGGCAAAUUCGAUUACAACUCCAUUCAGAAUAUGCCAUAUAUGGACAUGGUUGUAUCAGAAAUCCUGAGACUAUGGCCACCAGCGCUCGCUCUAGAUAGAGUAUGUGUCAAGGACUACAACCUGGGAAAAGCUCAUGACAAAGCACCGCAAGACUACAUCAUUAGGGAAGGAGAAGGUAUUGGCAUUCCAGUGUGGAAUAUCCACCGCGACCCUAAAUACUUCCCGGACCCGCUGAAGUUUGACCCUGAAAGAUUCUCGGAAGAAAAUAAACACAAGAUCAACCCUCUCGCAUACAUGCCCUUCGGAGUUGGUCCCAGGAAUUGUAUAGGUUCAAGAUUCGCACUCUGUGAGGUGAAGGUGAUGUUGUACCAGCUGCUGCAGCAUUUCGUUCUGUCUCCGUGUGAGAAGACUAAGAUCCCGCCGGUACUGUCAAAAGACACCUUCAAUCUGAAGGUCGAAGGCGGCCAGUGGAUGCGGUUGAGGAUGCGUACCUAGAUGCAAUUGUAUUCGAUCAGAUAGUACACUAUUAUUGGACCAUAAUAGUAAGGUCUAAAUAGACUGACAAUCUAAAUGAAGAGUUAAUGAAAAAUUUCUGACGUGUCGUCUUUGUGCACUGUGUUCUUGCAAAUAAACAUUUCUGAUUUCUGUUUAUUUA